This is a messenger RNA of Ectocarpus siliculosus, 2892 nucleotides long. The record is from the annotation of a GenBank genome assembly. NCBI's taxonomy places the organism in Eukaryota, Phaeophyceae, Ectocarpales, Ectocarpaceae.
AUGGACGAGGAGACCAAGGAAGAGCUCGCCGCCUUGCAGAAACAAGUCUUUCGCGAUGACAAGGUCGACUGGACGCACGCUCUUGAUGCCCUCAAGAGGGCAAGGAUCCAGCUGGACGACCUGGGUCUUGAUCAGGAUUCGACCCUGAACCCGCCCAACUUCUUCGACAAGGAGUCCUUCUUCCAGCUGCGGGACCGCCUGGUUGAGUGCAAGUUCCUCGAGAUGAGCCUCGACAUCAGCCAGGUCUACCACGUCUUCGGCAGGACGCAGGACAGGUUCACCCUCGAGGAGGCCAACGUUGCCCAGGCGGAGUCGGUGAUGCUCAUGUCCGAUGGUCCCACCGACACAUCGGUGUUGCUGGGGUCGUUCGAGUUGGAGCAGGUGUUGGAAGAAAUCGCGCCGGGAGAACCGAGACCGAAGGUAUUGAUCGACUUAGCCAAGGACAAUAGCAUCUACUACUGCGGCACCGUCCUGGGGGGACCGGACGAAGACGACCACGACCAUUCUCUCGCUUUGGCGAGCACCCGCACCCCCGACAAAGAGGGGCAAUCUCCGGUGCAGGACAACGGCAGCGGUAGCGAGGACGUACGGUACUGGCCUCUGUUCGCCGCCGGCGGAGUCUGGACCACCUCGAUCAUGGAUGUGUUCGCGGUGCGGACGUACUUCAACGCGCACGUGCUCUCGUUUUUCGAGACCCUGCUCCAGAUACACGCUCGCAACCCCCCCGCUUCGGACAGCAACGCCAACCACCACCACCACCACCACCACCACCGCAGCCAGUCGUCAUCGGUACUUCGCAAGGAUGAUGCCGACGGUAAGAAUGGCCGCGGUUCCGACGGAGGCGGCGGCGCAGCCGCCACUGCCGGUGGGGCCGUGAGCUUGGGUGACAAAGGCAGCAACGCAGGUGACGGCGAGAAGAAGGCCCGCCCCAGUCACGACGGCAGCCGCCACUGGGAUGAUGAUGAUUCCACCGAGAACCAGGGGAGGUGCCAGUUCGCCCACCUGCGCGUCUCGGCGUCCUUCGCGGGGAAGACCUACGGGGACCUCGCGCGGCACCUGAUCGCUCUCGGGGCCAUGCCCCUGGGGCUGUACCGCCCGAGCGGGCACAAGGGGAGCACCCUCGCGUACACGCACAUCAACCCCCGGCCCGACGAGCCCCUCCAGCCUUGGCCGGUCACGGCGGCGGCGAAACAGGCCAGCAGUGGUGUCGGGGACAACGGAGGAGGGGACGGCGGGGGAGGGCACACUGUCGUGUUUGAGGACGGCGAUCUGGCCGGUAAGCGGGAGGAGAAGGCGGGCGAGAAGGUGGAGAAGUUGGCGGGUCAGUGGCCGACUGAUGCGGGGGGAGUGAGGGCGGGGGACGAUGUGUUCGUUCUGCGGUCGACCUCAUGCCCGUUGUCGGGAGAGGUGUCCCUUUGAUUUUUGGUAGCGUAGCUUUGCUUGUUUGAUGUCACUUGCUGUAGUGUGUGUGUGUUUUUUUGUUCACCCUCCUAGUAUAUUCCCUGACCUUCAGAGUCUGGGAACGCCUGUUUUUGAUUCCGUUAUGACGUUUAGUGUACGUUUAUGCUCCUUAAUACUGCGAUAAGAAUUCAACCUAUAGAUUUUUGUUUUUUGUUAUAAGGGGAGGCUGUUCCGGGGGUGGGUACUGUUUGGUUUGAUCUCCCAAGUUUUCUUCGCAUGUGUGAGCACUUGCGUGUGUCUACAGCAGGGUUUGUGUAGAUUCAUUGCUUUUUCUCAUUUGCGUGUUCGGGCGCACGAAGACUAUGAUCGGUGGAGAGGCUUGCCUUGCGAUCGGUGAACGGGUGCUGUAGAUGUGUCUUUCUGUGUUAUCUUGACGGGUCCAAGUUUAGAAUAGUGGCACACAUUGUUUUCUUUUGGCGAUAUCCCAUGUCACUCGCGGCAGCACCCCUCACGAAUUUCGCGACGGGCUGCGUGCCCGACCCUGAGGGUUUUGAGAUAGCAAUACGGGGUCAUUCGGUGCCGAAGGCCUGGGAGAGUUGAGCGAUGCUUUGCCAAUACUGUGGCGGGCGUGAUUUUGACGUUAGUUUUUUGUGGGAAGAAGACGGUGAAAUGCCGUGGGUACCGGUGCGGAAUACAUUGUGGCCACUGUAUAGUAGUUCGCCCAUCGCCACUAUUGACGAGGAACGGGUAGACACACAAUAGUUUUUUUUCCCUCCGUAUUUGGGUAGCUUGUCCUUGAUGACACCACAAUACGGGUUUUGAACGGGUUAUUUGUCCCGUGCCAUCGGCGUCGCGCACGGUUUCAGCUCGAUUUGCUCUUACAAACUGCGAGGGAGGGUUGUUGUUUACAAGGGGGAUACUGCUGUAGACAGUAAAAUGAUGCCCACCCUUUACGACUGUGGGUUUUUGUGCUACAUUCUGUAGCACGAACAGGACCUAUGUGCUGUUACUGGUUUGUUUAUUUUCGUCCCAUGAUGUUCAUGGGUACCCACCCUCCUUGCUUUAUAGUUUAUUUUUAUUGGGAGUUGCAUUCAAGAGGUGUAGACAAAAAAGUAGGGUAUACUAGCAAGUGUGAGGCUUCUUUCCGCAGGUAGGAUGCCUAUUACCGCGUACGAAUGAGUACGGUAGUGUUCUAGGUCUCUUUUCAUUCUUCCCUCCUGUGUUGCAACUGACCUCUCAGCCUUGUAGCGGGCAGUCGCCUAGCACGGUCACCUACUGGAAAAAGAAAGAGAAACUACCGCAGUACCAGGUCGCAGAGAAGUUCUAUAACGUUAUUUGGUUAAAGUGUUGCGGUACCACCGGCUGUUGUUCGCUGUGUUGAUGGUUGUGUCCAUUUGGGAUUCGUUGAAGCACUCAAUACUGUUCUCGUCUCUGCGGACGGUUACGGUUGUUUUCGUUGCUAUAGCCCGGAUCACCUUAAGCGGGGGGGGG